AUGGCUACUCAAAAGAAACAACGGACAGAUGAUAAAACACGUCCGGCCAUGUUAGAUUAUGAUGUUCUCGAUUGUCCGGUUUGCUUCGAGCCACCUACUAUUCCUAUCUUACAGUGUGGUAAUGGUCAUUGGGCUUGCUCUUCUUGCCUACCUAAACUGAAAAAGUGCCAUUCAUGUUCUUUGACUAUUGGCCGCAUUCGUUGUAGAGCGAUGGAGAGUGUUCUUGAAUCGAUCUUGAUCCCAUGCCCAAACGCCAUGUUUGGUUGCACCAAGAAUCUUUCUUAUGGGAAACAAUCAACUCAUGUAAAGGAUUGUAUCUUCUCUCAAUGCUCUUGCCCUUUCCAAGAAUGCAAUUACAGUGGCUCAUACAAGAAUCUCUAUGAUCAUAGCUUUCAAUCUCAUUCAUCUUCCUACCCGUUUCCAUGGAUCCCUCAUAUCGCAUGUGACAUUAGCUUUCGUGUCUUGCUGAAAAUCAGCAAUAAGAUAUUAGUUGCAAAGGAAUUUUUAAAGAAACUAUUGUUUGUAGUGCAGUGUUUUAAGGAGCCGAACGUUCUGCGUGUAACUGUAAGCUGCCUUGCGCCAUCUGCUCCAGAAGUAGGACGGUUCUCUUAUCAUCUCUCUUACACUGUGGAUGGAGAGACUGUGACUUAUGAAUCACCGGAGGUGAAGAGAAUACUUAAAGUGAGCUCCCAAAGACCUGAGGAGAGUUUCAUGUUGAUCCCUGAGUGUUUACUACGUGGUGAUUAUUUGGAUAUGAAACUUUGCAUCAAGAAGUUAAAGCAAAUAUAA
Capsella rubella is the source of this 789-nucleotide messenger RNA. Its product is annotated as putative E3 ubiquitin-protein ligase SINA-like 6. The transcript has 2 exons. NCBI's taxonomy places the organism in Eukaryota, Viridiplantae, Streptophyta, Magnoliopsida, Brassicales, Brassicaceae. The record is from RefSeq and is a predicted model, not a curated record. Gene Ontology annotation, molecular function: zinc ion binding. Bases 1 to 789 code for a protein of 262 amino acids.